Molecule: messenger RNA, 735 nt
Organism: Recurvomyces mirabilis
Lineage: Eukaryota; Fungi; Ascomycota; Dothideomycetes; Mycosphaerellales; Teratosphaeriaceae
Exons: 2
Coding region: 1-735 (244 amino acids)
Biological process (GO): cytoplasmic microtubule organization; tubulin complex assembly; post-chaperonin tubulin folding pathway
Cellular component (GO): nucleus; microtubule plus-end; cytoplasm
Molecular function (GO): alpha-tubulin binding; microtubule plus-end binding
Source: RefSeq, a predicted model, not a curated record
AUGGCCACAUCACCAGAUAUACCACUUCUCAUCAGAUCGGACAACUCUUCCUCCGAACGACGGAUCUCUCCAUCAUGGACCAUCACGCAGCUGAAAGGACGCUUAGAACCGAUAACGGGUGUGCCAGCCAGCUGUCAGAAAUUGAGCCUGAAGGUGGGAUCGCAAGCCUCUCAGCCCAUUGAGGCACCCAACGAGGAUGCUGUUCAGCUCGCCAAUUGGCCAUUGCAGACAUAUGCAGAAAUCUACGUGACAGACACCCGCCCUCCCGGAGCCCGAACAAACUACACAGAUGUGUCCGCCGUGCCCAAAUAUGAAAUGAGCACGACAGACUACGAAUCCCGUACCGAUAGCGUCUUAGCCUGGAAAAAGAACCAGAAGCUUGGACGUUUCGACCCAAACGCCCCGAGCAUUGAACAGCAGAAGAUCGACGGCACCUACCGUGAAGUUGAGCAACGCAACAUCAAGGUCGGUGCGCGAUGUCGACUACUUCCGGACGAUGAUGCGAGAAGAGGUGAGGUCAAAUUUAUUGGCGAUGUGCCGGAGAUCACGGGCGUGGUUGGCGCGUGGGUUGGCGUUGGACUUGAUGAGCCGACGGGGAAGAAUGAUGGGGCUGUGAAGGGGACGAGGUAUUUCGAGUGUAAGGCUAACUGCGGUGUAUUCGUGAGGGCGGAGAGGGUGGAGGUGGGCGACUUCCCGACUGUGGAUGAGUUUGCCGAUGAUGACGAGGAGUUCUGA